Owenia fusiformis is the source of this 631-nucleotide messenger RNA. The record is from the annotation of a GenBank genome assembly. Lineage: Eukaryota; Metazoa; Annelida; Polychaeta; Sabellida; Oweniidae.
AAACAGCACUCGGUGCAUUGGAGGAAGAAUAUCGUCUUUUUUAUAAAAGUACUGCGUCAUCAGGAAACAGGAAAGAGUUAUUUAUAAAGAGCUACGACAGCAACUAUAUAAGUUGCAGGCACAAAAUUGUACCAGGCAAUAGUUAACCCAGGAGGUACAUUUAAUGAGAAUCUUGGACAGGCCGUUUAAAUGAGGUACACAAAAAAUGAUCGCAAGAAGACAGAAGAUUUUCUUCUUGGGAUUAUGGAUAUAAUUUUCCAAGCGAUUCGACUUGAAGCUGCUUAUUACGAAAUGAAUGCUUUUACAACCAUAAAAGAAGAAAGGAAGAAAGAAUGGGAAACACGAGUACAAAAAGUAAGAGAAAAACUAGAAGAGAUUGACGUCGCUGUUAUGAAUAAGUACCAUGCCCAGUCUAAAGAGGAAAUAUUAGAUUAUGCCAGGGAUAAUUCCGAAAUGAGUAAUGAAAAAUUCAGCAGAGGGUUGUUCAGUUCACUUGAGAAAAAGUAUUAUUGGCGGGUGUGGUUUGUUUUAACUUACAAUCCGAUUACUGGUUCAGAUAAGCAUACAGUGAACGUAUGUGGCGGACAUGUAUUGGAGAGGUUAAGCUAACGAUGUUUUUCACAACGUAACC